Molecule: messenger RNA, 810 nt
Organism: Leishmania mexicana MHOM/GT/2001/U1103
Lineage: Eukaryota; Euglenozoa; Kinetoplastea; Trypanosomatida; Trypanosomatidae
Exons: 1
Coding region: 1-810 (269 amino acids)
Source: RefSeq, a predicted model, not a curated record
AUGCCGCCGUCCGGAAAGGCGGGCUCAUCAGCAGCGGAGCAGGUGGUCGAUGUGGACCCGCUUCUCGUGUACUUCACCUUCUCCCGCAUCCGGCCUCGCUUCUCUUGCGGGCGCACAAUCGAAAGCACGCUGAAGCAAUUUCGUGAUGGCGAGCUGCACCCGCGCGACCUCCCCCUCCUCUCCGUGCUAACUGACGGCGAGAACUGCUACAGUCAAAACAACCGACGGCUGUACGUGUACAAGCAGCUGAAGCGUGAAGGCUUGCUUGACACACUGCCGGUGCGGCUGCGCCCUCUGCCGCAGACGAAGCGGAUGCACAGCAAGUACUCACCGAAGACCUGCGCUCUGAAUGCAACGCUUAUGCGCGACACAGCGAACAGGGAUGGCGUCAAAGACGCGAGCGAGACAGCGGCGGACAGCAGCGACGCGUCCGAUAUCGAGGGUAGUCACAACAACCAUGACGACGAGCUCCGCAGCGGCAACCGCCCAGCUCCCUCGUCAAGCUCUCCGUCACGGUCGGCAAGCUGCGCCGUGGCGCCAGUCCUUGAAAGGGAGGUGGUGGAGGGCGAAGACUUAAGCAAAGCAUCAACAAGGGCGAAUAAGAAGGAACAGCAGCAGCAGCAGCAUGGCUUCACUCUGUCACAGCAGCCGUCGAACGCCAACCGGGGCGAAAAGGCGUCACAGCGUCCAGGAAAACGCAAGGGGGCUGUUGUAGUUCGAUUACCGAGCACCAGUAGCAGCGACAGAGGUGGUAACAGUGGCACGAGUGCCUUGGAAGCAGAGCUGCGCAAACUUGGCCUGCACACGUAA